AAGCUUAAGUAGAAAUUAUCGUAAACAUGCUGUGUUAAUAAAUUAGAAAUUAGAAACUACUGCACGUAAUAACUUUGAAUCCAGUGUUCUCGAAGAAAAAAAAAUGAACAUCAGCUCACGAUUUGUGGCCAAGAACUUAGCUCGUUUCAAGCUAAUAACCUUUGAUGUGACGGAUACCUUGCUGAAAUUCUCUCGACCCCCGGAAAUCCAAUAUGCCAUAGCAGCCCGUCAACUUGGGUGCCCCGAUGUUUGUGAAAAAGCGCUGGCCAAUUGCUUUCGGUCGCAUUUCAAACGAAUGGCGCGUGACUAUCCAAACUUUGGCCGCUGUUCAAAGUACGACUGGCGAUGGUGGUGGCGAACGCUGGUGAUGGACAUAUUCCGUGAUUCCCACGGUCACCUUGACGAGGUGAUGCUCAGACGUGUUGCUGAUCAGCUGAUUGAAGACUACAAAACCCAGGACUGCUGGACGAAGAUUGAGAUGGCCGAUGGGAUGAUCGCAUUGGCGCGAGCACAAAUGAAACAGGUAGGAAUAAUUUCCAACUUUGAUCCGAGAUUGGGAUGCAUCCUUGAGGCUAUGAACAUACCGAAGGCUGAUUUUAUAGUGACGAGCUACGAAGCAGGAGCUCAGAAACCUAGUUGUAAGAUUUUCGAUUUUGCCUUGGGUUUAUGCAAUACUCAAGUGCUUCCUAGUGAAGCACUGCACGUUGGGAAUACUCCAAAGUUGGACUAUAUCGGAGCGAAACAAGCCGGCUGGUCCAGCAUAUUAGUUAAUGUUGAUCGCGAGGUCGAACAGGGCGUUUCUUUCGAUCCAGAAGUAAAUCCAAAUCAUGUGUUUAAAAAUUUUCGAGAAUUUAUUCAUGUGUUAGAGACAGUGGAAUUGGAGUGGUAAUUAAGAUACAGCUGUUAUAUUUUAUUUACGGUAGCCAGAUUUUUUGUUACUAAAGUGUACAUAACAGAAUAAAUAUUUCGUGAAAAUAUUCAAUAUC
This is a messenger RNA of Ochlerotatus camptorhynchus, 986 nucleotides long. RefSeq names its product rhythmically expressed gene 2 protein-like. The record is from RefSeq and is a predicted model, not a curated record. Bases 104 to 889 code for a protein of 261 amino acids. Gene Ontology annotation, cellular component: nucleus. The transcript is spliced from 2 exons. Lineage: Eukaryota; Metazoa; Arthropoda; Insecta; Diptera; Culicidae.